This is a messenger RNA of Setaria italica (foxtail millet), 720 nucleotides long. Its product is annotated as probable WRKY transcription factor 30. The record is from RefSeq and is a predicted model, not a curated record. Gene Ontology annotation, molecular function: sequence-specific DNA binding; DNA-binding transcription factor activity. Lineage: Eukaryota; Viridiplantae; Streptophyta; Magnoliopsida; Poales; Poaceae. The transcript has 4 exons. Gene Ontology annotation, biological process: regulation of DNA-templated transcription. The coding region runs from base 1 to 720 and encodes 239 amino acids.
AUGGCUUAUGUGCCAGAUCGGGAUGGCGCCAUGAGAGAGGUGGUACAAGCAUACGAGCUCAUCAAGAGUCAUCAGCCUCAUUUCCAAUUCUGUGACAAGGAGCAAGGAUUGGAAACCGUCAAUCUAGCGCAGAGCCUCCUCAACGAGGCCUUGCGAGCCCUGCACCUCGCCUUAUCGGUCUUGAAUCAUGAAACUUCUACUGCUGGUGGUGGUGCUGAGGGCUCAUCAAGAUCACACAUGCUUCAUCUCUUCUCGCGAAGCGAUGCAGCUGGCGAUGUGGGAGCUAUAAUGAGCCAGCAGAGAAGGAGCAAAAGGAGAAGAUCAAAUGAAGAGACUUCACAGGUUAUUCUGACUGAUGCACCUCAUGAUGAUGGGUAUAUCUGGAGAAAAUAUGGCGAGAAAAAGAUAAACGGGACCCAUUUCACAAGGAACUACUUCAGGUGCAGCUACAAAUAUGACAGAGGUUGCCAGGCCACAAAGCAAAUCCAGCAACAGAGUAGCAACGACCUGCCCAUCUUUCAAGUGACCUACAACAAAUUAGGAAUUUAUGCUCCAGAGCUUGCCUUCACGCGGGGAGGUAGCGAACCGGUCUUCGUCUUGCUCAGGCUCGGCUCCGGCGGGCUGCGGCUCCGCUACGACUCCUUCUUCUGGCACCCGGUGAAGCUCGUUAGUUCCGUCUGCGAGUUUCAGCUCUACACGAAAUGCAAUGCAUCAAGUUAA